Aspergillus steynii IBT 23096 is the source of this 1528-nucleotide messenger RNA. RefSeq names its product putative choline transport protein. Bases 14 to 1528 code for a protein of 504 amino acids. Gene Ontology annotation, molecular function: transmembrane transporter activity. NCBI's taxonomy places the organism in Eukaryota, Fungi, Ascomycota, Eurotiomycetes, Eurotiales, Aspergillaceae. The transcript is spliced from 5 exons. Gene Ontology annotation, cellular component: membrane. Gene Ontology annotation, biological process: amino acid transport; transmembrane transport. The record is from RefSeq and is a predicted model, not a curated record.
CUCCAGAUUCACCAUGCAAUCGAAGAAUAAGUCCCCCGAUCAUGUUCCGCAAGUUGAGCUGGCCAACGGCCAGAUUGUCGGCCUGCCCGACAUGCCCAUGAAACGGCGUUUUAGUAUAUUGAGUAUCAUUGCUGUCGGGUACAACAUUUCCAACAGCUGGGUGGCGAUUGCGUCUAGCUUUGCUAUUGCCAUUCAGUCGGGUGGAGCGCUGUCUUUGCUAUAUGGCAUUAUCGCCGUCACUGUCGCUAUGCUGGCUACUGGGUUGACCCUGGCUGAACUAGCCAGCGUCUAUCCCACUGCUGGCGGCCAGUAUCACUUCACUUCCAUUUUGGCGUCGCCACGCUGGAGUCGUGGCCUCUCAUACUUUAGCGGUCUGGCUGCAGUUUUCUCAUGGCUUACCCUAGCAGCUUCUAUCGCACUGGCUGCCACACAAGCCCUGAUGGCCAUUGUCAUUCGAUGGCAGCCUGAAUACCAGGCUCAGUCAUGGCAUUACUUUCUUGUUUAUCAGGCUUUCAAUGCGCUUAUCGUCCUCUAUAACAUUUUUCUGACCAACAAAACCCUUUGGGUCUAUAAUAUAGGCUUCAUACUGUCGAUAUCAACCUUCCUCGUCAUAACCAUCACCUGCCCCGCUCGCUCCUCCCCCGAUAUCGAUUCCAGCCAAAUAUGGACACACUUCGUUAAUGGAUCUGGCGGCUGGCCUGAUGGUAUUUCGUUCCUCACUGGGCUUUCAACUCCCCAGUUCAUGCUCUCUGGUCUCGAUGCGACGCUGCAUCUUGCCGAGGAGUGCCUUGAGCCGGAACGCAUUGUUCCCCGCGCUGUCAUAGUCACCGUUCUGGUGGGGUUCCUGACUGCGUUUCCGUUCGCCGUGGCCAUCAUCUAUAGUGUGAAGAAUGUGGGGGACUCGUUGGAGACGGUUACAGGCUUCCCAAUCUACUUCCUCUGGGAAAAAGCCACCCGCUCCCCCACAGCCGCAACGGUCUUCAUGACCGCCCUCUUCGCCGUUUCCUGCGUCGCCCUGAUCGCCGUGCAUCAGACAGCGUCGCGUCUGACAUGGUCAUUUGCGCGCGACGAAGCCCUCUUCUACUCUCAUAGACUGGCACGCGUGAGCCCACGUCUCGGUGUCCCCGUUUACGCGCUCAUACUGAACGGCAUCGUCGUGCUAUUGGUCGGAAUCGUAUAUGUUGCUUCGUCGACCGCAUUCAACGCCUUCAUAUCCACUACCGUCAUCGUCGCCCAACUCUCCUACGCCGUCCCCGCCGCUCUACUGCUUGUCAGUCGUGGCGACACGUCCUAUCUACCUUCCACCCGACCGUUCCGGCUCCCCGCGGCUGUGGGCUACGUGUCUAAUACAUUGUGUAUUAUCUGGGCCGUGGUGUUGUUGGUUUUCUUUUGCUUUCCGGCUACGGUGCCCGUGAAGGCAGGAGAUAUGAAUUAUGCGUCUGUUGUGCUGGGUGUGAUGCUAGUUCUGGGCGUCCUCAAUUGGUUUGCUUAUGCAAGACAGCGGUAUCAUGGUCCUAGGUUGGAGUGA